AUGGGAAGCAACAGGAGUGGAAGUUGCAAGGGAAAGAUAGAGGGGCACUUGGGCAUAGACUUGAAGAAAUGCAUACCUUCAAGUGUACAAUCUUGGGGACCCUCCAACGAACUGACGAGCGACUUCAACGACGUUUGUGAGAGUCGCAUGCCAAGGAGGACCGGGUGUGGCAAGGGGCCCUCAAGGAGCAGACUCGACACCAGCAGCCUCAAGGAGCAGACCCGACACCAGCAGCCUCAAGGAGCAGACCCGACACCAGCAGCCUCAAGGAGCAGACCCGACACCAGCAGCCUCAAGGAGCAGACCCGACACCAGCAGCCUCAAGGAGCAGACCCGACACCAGCAUCCUCAAGGAGCAGACCCGACACCAGCAGCCUCAAGGAGCAGACUCGACACCAGCAGCCUCAAGGAGCAGACUCGACACCAGCAGCCUCAAGGAGCAGACUCGACACCAGCAGCCUCAAGGAGCAGACUCGACACCAGCAGCCUCAAGGAGCAGACUCGACACCAGCAGCCUCAAGGAGCAGACUCGACACCAGCAGCCUCAAGGAGCAGACUCGACACCAGCAGCCUCAAGGAGCAGACCCGACACCAGCAGCCUCAAGGAGCAGACCAACAUCAGCAGCCUCAAGGAGCAGACCCGACACCGGCAUCCUCAAGGGGCAGACUCGACACCAGCAGCCUCAAGGAGCAGACUCGACACCAGCAGCCUCAAGGAGCAGACUCGACACCAGCAGCCUCAAGGAGCAGACUCGACACCAGCAGCCUCAAGGAGCAGACUCGACACCAGCAGCCUCAAGGAGCAGACUCGACACCAGCAGCCUCAAGGAGCAGACUCGACACCAGCAGCCUCAAGGAGCAGACUCGACACCAGCAGCCUCAAGGAGCAGACUCGACACCAGCAGCCUCAAGGAGCAGACUCGACACCAGCAGACUCGACACCAGCAGCCUCAAGGAGCAGACUCGACACCAGCAGCCUCAAGGAGCAGACUCGACACCAGCAGCCUCGACACCAGCAGACUCGACACCAGCAGCCUCAAGGAGCAGACUCGACACCAGCAGCCUCAAGGAGCAGACUCGACACCAGCAACCAUAGCAUCAAUGCAUCACUGUUGUGUUAAGGAGUCCCCAGCCCCGGUUGAACAACGUUACACAGACAGCCUCCCGGCCGCCCACAGAGCCUCCCGGCCGCCCACAGAGCCUCCCGGCCGUCCACAGAGCCUCCCGGCCGCCCACAGAGGCUCCCGGCCGCCCACAGAGGCUCCCGGCCGCCCACAGAGGCUCCCGGCCGCCCACAGAGCCUCCCAGCCGCCCACAGAGCCUCCCAGCCGCCCACAGAGCCUCCCAGCCGCCCACAGAGCCUCCCAGCCGCCCACAGAGCCUCCCGGACGCUCGACAAUUGGAAUAUAG
Messenger RNA from Procambarus clarkii (red swamp crayfish), 1410 nucleotides. RefSeq names its product mediator of DNA damage checkpoint protein 1-like. Lineage: Eukaryota; Metazoa; Arthropoda; Malacostraca; Decapoda; Cambaridae. The record is from RefSeq and is a predicted model, not a curated record.